GCCAUUGCCCACUAUGAGCAGGCAGCAGACUACUACAAGGGAGAGGAAUCGAACAGCUCAGCCAACAAAUGUCUUCUGAAGGUGGGACACUACAGCGCUCAGCUGGAGCAGUACCAGAAAGCUAUUGAAAUCUACGAGCAGGUUGCUAUGAGCACCAUGGACAAUCCUCUGUUGAAGUACAACGCUAAAGAGUAUUUCUUCAAGGCGUCACUGUGUCACUUCAUAGUGGACGAACUGAACGCCAAGUUGGCCAUAGAGAAGUAUGAGGAGAUGUUUCCAGCCUUCUCAGACUCCAGAGAGCUCAAACUCUUAAAGAAACUCCUAGACGCUCACGAGGAGCAGAACAGCGAGGCGUUCACGGAGGCCGUGAAGGAGUUCGACUCGGUGUCUCGUCUGGACCAGUGGCUGACCACGAUGCUGCUCCGCAUCAAAAAGACCAUCCAGGGGGACGCUGGGGACCUGAAAUAGACGGAUUUAGAGACGGGG
This is a messenger RNA of Plectropomus leopardus (leopard coralgrouper), 486 nucleotides long. The record is from RefSeq and is a predicted model, not a curated record. Lineage: Eukaryota; Metazoa; Chordata; Actinopteri; Perciformes; Serranidae.